Didymodactylos carnosus is the source of this 315-nucleotide messenger RNA. The record is from the annotation of a GenBank genome assembly. Lineage: Eukaryota; Metazoa; Rotifera; Eurotatoria; Philodinida; Philodinidae.
AUGGUUCUCCUAGGGGUAGCAGGAGUAGGUGUUAUUGGUGGUUUGUUAGCACUAGCAACCAUUAAAUUAAAACGCUCACAAGCACAUACAAACUUGUUAAGUUUAAGCUGUCCAGCAGAAAUGGAUGUAACAACAGAAUUAUCUCGAACGGAACAACAACCCGGAUUAAAAUCGGUUGUAUUAGAUAAUACAAAAACAUUGUUAAAAUUAAAUCAACAACAACAGCAGAAACCACACUCGACUAGUGUAUCAAAAUCACCACUAAAACAUGUACAACUAGAAGAAGCCCAAAAUGUACUGCAACAAAAACAUUGA